CGAAACAGUCUGCAAAGGAUUCUAGGCGCCAGCGGUUCUCCAAAGAUAAAAUACCGUCAAGUAGUAUUCAACGGCAAUCGUCGCGUGCGUUUUAACCAAAUAUACUUCAAAUCGAACAUUACCUGGAAAAACGGUCGAGAAAAGUGAAUUUUAGUUUUUGGAAAAGAAGAAAUUCCAAAAGCAAGCAGCAGUUUUAAAAAAGAUAAUUGCUCAGCAGCAUCUAGUUUCUCAGCGAGGAUAAAUAAACCCGAGAAAAAAAAAACAAACAUAAGAAAUGGACUCUGCCGCCGCCGCCGCCGCCGCCAAGCGCGUCCAAAUCGAGAAGGCCCACAACUUUAUGCGCCAGUAUCGCGAUCCCGAGUCCAGGGAACUCAAGAAGCUGUCGGCCAACCAGUUCAUGGAUGUCUGGGCGCACUACGAUAAAGAUGGAAAUGGCUACAUUGAGGGCACCGAGCUAGACGGAUUCCUGCGGGAGUUCGUGUCGAGUGCCAAUGCCACAGACAUUAGUCCGGAGGCUGUAACGGACACCAUGCUCGAGGAGCUGAAGUCCUGCUUCAUGGAGGCCUACGAUGACAAUCAGGAUGGUAAAAUCGAUAUUAGAGAGCUGGCUCAACUUUUGCCCAUGGAGGAGAAUUUCCUUUUGCUCUUCCGCUUCGAUAAUCCUCUGGAAUCUAGCGUUGAAUUCAUGAAGAUCUGGCGUGAAUACGAUACCGACAAUUCGGGUUACAUUGAAGCGGAUGAGCUGAAGAAUUUCUUGCGCGAUUUGCUCAAAGAGGCCAAAAAGAUCAACGAUGUGUCCGAGGACAAGCUCAUUGAGUACACCGAUACCAUGCUCCAAGUAUUCGAUGCCAACAAGGACGGACGUCUGCAGCUGUCGGAAAUGGCCAAAUUGCUUCCGGUUAAAGAGAACUUCCUGUGCCGCCAAGUGUUUAAGGAGGGCAUUGACGGGGCCACAAAGUUGACCAAAGAGGACAUUGAAAAAGUAUUCUCACUCUACGAUCGUGACAAUAGCGGCACCAUUGAAAAUGAGGAGCUCAAAGGCUUCUUGAAGGACCUUUUGGAGCUGGUCAAGAAGGACGACUACGAUGCCCAGGAUCUGGCCGCAUUCGAGGAGACCAUCAUGCGGGGAGUUGGCACCGACAAGCAUGGAAAGAUCUCCCGGAAAGAACUGACCAUGAUCCUGCUGACACUGGCCAAAAUAUCGCCCGACGACGAGGAGUAAGCCGGAUGUUCGAGAACAUACCAAAAAGAGAUUUUAGCCAACUCUAUUUUUGUCACCCGAACGCGGGAAAUCCAGAAAUGAGGCUCCGAAAUGGGCUUCGAGGCAAUUGUUUACUUUAGAGCUGCAUUAAAAGGGGCAGCAAAUAAAACCAAAAAAAAAACAGAAGGGAUAUUGGAAUCGGGGGAGAAUCCUGAGAGAUCCAAACCGAAACGAAGCUAUUGGUAUAAAAUAAAUCUAAUAUAAAUGUUUCAAUCUUAAAUAAAUGUUUAUCGUAUGUUAAGAUAUUGAGAGUAUAUAGUAUAUUUCCCCCAAAAUCAAACCAAAACGGAAAUUUAUCCAGUCAAACAAUUUGCAACACAGAAUCGAGCCACUUAAAGUAAACAAUUAAGAAAUGAUAACAACAAGAUCAGUACAUCGAUUUUAUAUUAUACUAUAUAUGUAUUUAUAUUUUCUAUGUGUAUUUGCAUAACGUACUUUAUUUAAUUACCAAUUAAAAUCGGAAUAAAAGUAGCUAUGAUUAAGGAUACCAUAUUUAUUUGAGACUACCUAAGUAAAAACAUAUUUGUGGCUACAAUCUGUAGAUAAUUGUUGUUAAUCAUUGUGACAGUACACCCCAAAAGUGGGUGGCUGCAUUCCGCGCCCAACUCCCCGCACUUCUGCUAUGAAUAUCCCCCGCAAGCAUCAAUCAAUCAAUCAAGAGCCACUUACAUUAGCCCGAGGGUGGACGCCACUAAUGCAGGUGAAUGCAAAUGCAAAUGCAAAUGCAUCCGCCACCUGAACGUGACAAUGUCAAGCUGGAGGGUGGUGACGUAUCCAGUUAAAUUUGGACACGCACUCGUCCUUGUAUUUUCCACCUGAGGGGAGAUUACGAGGAGCAGAUUGACGCCGUUUGAGGCUACCAUUUUCACACAAUUCCGCAACUUAGGCAAAUCGGUUAUUUAACCUCUAAACAAAAACGUUCUAUCCAACGUUCUUUCAAGGUGCUAUAGCUAUAUAUUGUAUGAUUUAUUUCGAUACAUAUUCCCUUCCCCAUAUUCUUUUGAAACCUAACUAACUAAAUAACUAACAACUAAUAACUUAAGCUUUAAAACCAAGACAAGUUGUUCCAAUCCUGAAACGCUCUUUGCCCAAGGAUUCACUUUUAGAGCCAUAAUUAUGAAAUAGAUCAAUUCCAUCGCCUUUGAAAAUGAAACCCUGAGUAAAGACGCCAUGCAACAAAAUGCCAACUUAUCAUAUAAAUAUACUAAUUACGAUAAAACUCUAUAUGAUAACAUACUUAUGCUAAUCCUAAGAUAUUGUUCAAAACCACAUGCAUGUAAAGCUUCGAAACGGACUUUCUUCUAUAUGAAACAAGAUACCAAAUAUCGAAUAUCUAAAUGGAUAUAUGUCUAACACUAUGGAAAUACAGCAGAAAUGUUUUAAUAAAAUAAAUACAAUACAAUCUAUGCAGA
Messenger RNA from Drosophila sechellia, 2673 nucleotides. RefSeq names its product Calbindin 53E (gene Cbp53E). The record is from RefSeq and is a predicted model, not a curated record. The transcript is spliced from 12 exons. Lineage: Eukaryota; Metazoa; Arthropoda; Insecta; Diptera; Drosophilidae. Gene Ontology annotation, biological process: regulation of long-term synaptic potentiation; regulation of presynaptic cytosolic calcium ion concentration. Gene Ontology annotation, molecular function: calcium ion binding. Gene Ontology annotation, cellular component: synapse; terminal bouton; cytosol. Bases 275 to 1222 code for a protein of 315 amino acids.